CAAAAUAUUGUUAAUGAUGGAAUGACAGAGUUAUUUAUCUGACAUUUUAUAGCCCAAAUAAAAUAAUAUGAAACAAAAAAUACAUGCGCAAUAAAAUAAGACUUCAAAGAGAUCAUUUGAUAUUUCUUAGCAACUGGAAGUGUUGUUUAUUGAAUACAUUGGAAUCUUAAGAGACCAGUAUGGGAGUGCAUGGGCUAUGGCAGCUGCUCAACUCCACUGGCAAGCCUGUACCCCUGGAGUCACUGGAGGGGAAAGUGCUGGCUGUGGAUGUCAGCGUAUGGCUGCACCAGCUCUCCAAAGGCAUGCGUGAUAGCUCCGGCAACCCUCUGCCAAACGCUCACCUCCACGGACUCUUCACUCGCAUCUGCAAGCUCCUGUACUACCGGAUCAAGCCUGUGUUUGUGUUUGAUGGUGGUGUGCCUGUGCUAAAGAAGCAAACUUUGGCUGCAAGGCGCGGCAAGCGUGAAGAUGCAGAACAAGCAAGCCUCCAGAUGCAGCAGAAGAUUCUGACCAAUCUGAUUCGCAGUCAGGCUCUUCAGGAGGCUUAUGGCAUUGAAAGUGCACUAAUUGUACCUCCAGCAGUGAAGAGCUCUUCAAAGGGAAACAAAGAUGCAAUUUUUGAAUUGCCUCCUCUGCCAGAAUCUUCCAAAAUGUUCCUUUCCCAGAAGAGUGACACAGAUGAUAUGUUUACAGAAAGACAGGAACUACGAGAGAUUGUAGAGGACCAGUUUGGGGACCUACAAUCAAUAGAUGUAGAGUCAGACUGGUUCAAGUCCCUGCCACUGGAACUGCAGCAUGAGAUCAUCACUGACAUACGACUCAGCCGCAAGAACUACAACCUCUCCAAGAUCAUAGAUCUGCCGGAUGAUUCUAAAGAGUUCUCCAGUUUCCAGCUGGCAAAACUCGUCAAACACAACAGACUCAAUACAAGACUUGACAUCUUACGAAAAGAUCUGAACCAGAGGCAGACAAAGUCCUUAGCAACCAAGUAUGGAGCGAAAUUCAGUGACUCCGAUGAAGUCUACUCAUCACGUGUGUUUUCUGAAGAUUAUUCCCAUUAUAUUCUAGCCAAGCGGAAUGCUGCAAUUCAUUUCCAGGGUAAAAGUGUGGAUGAGAAAUCUACUCUCUCCACUGUGAAAGAAGUUGAUGAUGUUAACACUGUUUCUAAACCUGCUAAGGGAUUUGUUGAUGAACUCGUCGAAAGUAAUGAAGAUGACUUUGAAAUCAGGGAAGUUACAUUUCAAGCAAGUCAGUCGGCAACUAGGAAUGAUAAAAGCAGAGGAAAUGGCGAAACAAGCACAAGUGGAAAAGGAAGAGUAGAUGCUAAAAAACAGUUUCCUGCUUCAAAUUACAUGAAAGUAAGACAGAAAAAAGAUAAGUUCAAGCCUAUCAUUGAGAUUGACUCAGGGUCAGAUGAUGAUGAUGAUAUUGGACCGUAUGUUGACAUUACUGAUAAAGCCAAAGAUGCAAUGGACGGUGACUCUGAAGCAGAGGAUCAGGAUAGCGAUCUACAGCUUGCAAUUCAGGAGUCAUUCCAGGAUCAAAGCAGUGGGCUGUGUAGCCUAAUGGGAACUAAUAAAGUCGAUGAACUUGAUCAAAUUUCUGUUACGGGUAAGAGCUCAAAGGCGGUCAUUAUUGUCAAAGAUAUGACUCCUAAAAUCAAGGGAUCAGUUGUUGUUACUGAUGAGGUUUCUCGUGUGGUAAAAGAGUCGAAGAGAGCUGACAAGGGAACAAGGACAGUGUCUGAUGGCAGAAAACCAACCAGAGAUAUCUUUAAGAGGAAAAUCUCCUGCCUUUCUGAUAAGUCUGUAGCCAGUGAUACCGAAGCUAAAAAGAUCAAGGUCAUUGGAGAGUCUGAUGAUGAAGAAUUGGUCGAGGAAAUUCCAAGAGAUGAUGAACUCUCUUUAGACAAGGACUCAGAGUCAGAUGACGAUUUCAUUGAAGUUAAGAUCAACAUGGAUGAAAUUAAAGAGGAUGAGUUGUUCCCAGUCAGCAUUUUUCAGACAAAUAUACCUGACACAGAAGACAGUCCAGCAAUGGACGAUGACAGCGAAAUAAACGUUUUGAACAAAAGUUCAAGAUUGUCUGCCAGAUCUGAGUCAGCAAUUGACAUCAUACCAAACCUGAGGUCUUCAGCCAUUUUAAAACCAGAUAUUGCUGAAAAAUCAUCAGUAAAGAUUCAUUUGAACCAUGAGAAGAAAGAAUCUGUCUUGGAACACUUAGAAAACUCUAGUAAAUCCAAAUCCUCCCUGUCUGAGCAAACAUCAGUGCAAAAUGAUAGGGUACUAGCUAAAGCUGACAUUGGAGUAGAAUCAAUAGCUGAGAGGUCCGAAAGUGUAAUAUCACAGACAAAUAUAGUUGAUGAAAAUGAUGAACCUGACCAAGAGUGUAUUGAACUUGCUGAAGGACAUGUUGAUGAUGUAUGCGAUACUGGAGCAUUGGACGAAAUGGAAAACUCAGACUCGGACAAUGACAUUGUGAAAAGAGUAGAUUCACCUGAAGAUCAUGCUAGUAACCUAAGUGACGAUGAUAUUCAGAAAACAUCUUCAACAGCUGCCCCUCUAAAAUCUGAUCUGGUGAGACAGUAUGAGAGUCUGAGAGAGAAUCGAGUUCGAGCUUUGCGGGACACGAUGACUCAGGAGAACCGUCAGUUACGUCUAGACCAGGGCCGACAGGAGAGACUGGCAGUGUCCAUCACAGAUCAGAUGAACUCUGAGGCACAGGAGUUGCUGCAAUUGUUUGGGAUCCCAUACGUGGUGAGUCCAACAGAGGCAGAGGCUCAGUGUGCGUACCUCGAGAUGGCGGGUCUCACACACGGAACCAUCACAGACGACAGCGACAUAUGGCUGUUUGGCGGGAAAUGCGUCUUCAAGAACUUCUUCAACCAGAAGAAAUAUGUAGAGUGCUUUAAGGAUGUGAACAUAUCCUGUCAGCUGGGCCUGUCCAGGGAGUCUCUAAUCAACCUUGCCCUGCUCUGUGGCAGCGACUACACGCCGGGGAUCAGAGGGGUUGGACCCGUGCUGGGGCUGGAAAUCCUGGCCGAGUUCUUGGGGCCGGGAGUCUCAGGGCUCGGAAAGUUCAGGGAGUGGUGGGACAAUUGUCAGAAGCAGAUCACUGUACCAAAGUACGAGUCGAAACUGCGGGCAAAACUCAGAGAGUUGGAAUUAAGAGAAGAUUUCCCGAGCAGUGUGGUGGUGGAGGCAUAUUUGAAGCCCACAGUGGAUGAAUCCAAGGAGAAAUUCAGCUGGGGCUUUCCUGAUGUCGACCUGUUACGACAAUUCGCUAGUGCAAAGCUUCGUUGGGACAAGGCUAAAACAGAUGAGAAUUUGACUCCAGUCAUUAAAAGACUUGAGGAAAAGCAGGCCCAGAGGAGCAUCAGCUCCUUCUUCCAACCCGAGGUGUUCAUACAGCCCACACGACACAGUAGCAAGAGGGUUCAAAACGUGGUGGAGAAAAUGAAAAACCCGAAACAAGCAACAAGUCCAGAAGAUAUUUCAAAUGACAAUAAUAAAGAUACACAAUCUGAUUGUUUUGACAAUUGUGCUAAUGAAAAUAAGGCCAAGGUGGGAAGAAAUGUAAGAGGAAGGAAGAAAUCAAACACCAAAAAUGAACUGAAACAAGAUACCAGUCCCGAACAUGAUAAGGUAAAUUGUGACACUAAUGUUGAAUUGCUCGAUAAACAGGCCAAAAAAAGACGAAAGAAUACAAGUGAUAUGUCAAAUGGGAAUAAUAACGAUAUACAGUCCGAUGAUUUGGACUGUGGUGCUAGUGAAAAGAAGGCUAAGGUGGAAAGAAAUUUAAGAGGAAGGAAAAACCAGAACACUACAAAGGAAUUAUCUAGUACGAUUGAAGAUAAACAAGCGGAAGAUGAAAGUGCUCUGGUGACCAAUAAAAAGAGAGGAAAGUCAAGAGUUGCUAAAAGUGUAGCUGAAAACCCAAGCAAUGAAAUCAAACUUGUUAAAACUUGCUGUGAGGAAAAUGUUGAGAUAAGUGUUCAGGCGACCAAUAAUAAGAAAGGAAAGUCAACAAUUUCUAGAAGCAUAGCUGACAAUCCAAGAAAAGAAAUUAAACUUGUUAACAGUGGCUGUGAGGAAAUUACUGACAUAAGUAAAAGAGCCAUUAAUUAUUCCUCAGGUAGUUCAAUUGACUCUGACAGUGAUUCCAACACAGAAUCUGACUUGACAGACGAUUCUGAAUCUGAAUUCUCGGUAGUUACUUCAGGAUUGAACAUAGAAGAAAUUUUGAGUCUUAAAAUGGGGGAUAGUUGUGAUGAUCCAUCCCUUGCAGACAAAGACCGUAUGGUGAUAAAUAGAAAUAAACUGGAUUUAAAUCAAGAAAAAGUGUUUGAAGCCAAGUUCAAUGUGGAGGAUAUAUUAAGACUAAAACCAGGGAAUUGUGCAUCAGAUAAUGACAUGGAAUCUGAUCUGUAUACUUAUGAAGAUGCGGUCAGUAUCUUAUCUGAAGCUAAGAUAGAUACAAACACAAAUGGAAAUGUAAAAGAACCUUCUGAUGAUGAUGAAAAUGGUGUGGAACAGGGAAAUGAUAUUACUAAAGGUGAAAUCAGGAAUAUUAUUGAUUACUCAAAUGAAGGUGGUUUUAUAAGGGAAGAAAUCAAUAUAGAUGAAAAUGUUCUGGAAAAUACAAGUAAUAUGGGUAAUACUGGUAAACAUGUGACAAAGAAAGGCAUAUCCUCUAAAUUGAACAAAGAAGAUGUAAAAAGAACAAAUCUGGAAGGAAUGGACAAAGUUGAUUUAUCAGUGCAGUCAAACAAACAAACGGAUAAAAUUGCAUGUGAAAAACAAAAUACGGAUGCUUCAAAUGGAGACCAAAAAUUGAAAGAAGAAUCAGAAAGCAUCAAGAGGAACAACAGACCACAACGGGCCACUAAGAAACCAUCAAUAUAUUCUGAGAAUCCUAUCAAACCAGUUGUAAAAGGAGUGCCAUGGGCAGACACUGGGAAGAAGACAAAAAAGGGGGCGUCAUCAAAAGGAAAAACAAAGGGAAUUUUGAUGAAGAAAAUACCGGUUGAACUUCUUUCACAUAGUGCUUCAAAGGCUCAGAAGUCCAAAAGUGACAUAGGAUUCUGUAACUUGUCAGAGAGUGAUUCAGAUUGAAUACUAAUUUAUCACAUGCUAUACCCUGUUUCUCAUGUAAUACAACCAUUACAUAUUUUUUAUUCCCCCUUUUCGAAGAAAAGAUGGCAUAUAGUGAUCUGACUGUCCGUCUGUCUGUCUUUCCGUCACACUUUGCGUUUAGGUUUUGAAAAAUGCUCAUAACUAAUAUGUCCCUUGAGAUAUAACUUUCAUAUUUGGAAUGCAUGUGUAUAUGGACAAGGCCUUUCCAUACGCACAAAAAUUUUACCCCUGUGACCUUGACCUUGAACUUAGGGUCCGCGUUUAGGUUUCGAAAUCUGCGUUUAGGUUUCGAAAAAUGCUCAUAACUUCUAUGUCCCUUGAGAUAUAACCUUCAUAUUUGGUAUGAAUGUGUAUAUGGACAAGGCCUUUUCAUACGCACACAAAAAUUUACCCCUGUGACCUUGACCUUGAACUUAGGGUCCGCGUUUAGGUUUCGAAAUCUACGUUUAGGUUUUGAAAAAUGCUCAUAACUUCUAUGUCCCUUGAGAUAUUACCUUCAUAUUUGGUAUGCAUGUGCAUAUGGACAAGGCCUUUCCAUACGCACAAAAUAGUCGACCCCUGUGACCUUGAACUUAGGGUCCGCGUUUAGGUUUCGAAAUCUGUGUUUAGGUUUCGAAAAAAGCUCAUAACUUCUAUCAAGCGUUUAUAGGGGGCAUAAGUCAUCCUAUGGUGACAGCCCUUGUUUAUAUUACACAUGUGUAAUACAACAUUUUUAAGCCUUUUCAUUGGCUUAGUUUUCGUUUAUUGACCAAUCGCAUUUUGUUAUUUUGCUGAAAUGACGUUGCAAGGUCAAAAGACGUCACAAAAUGUAAACAGCAUAAGUGAUUUAUCAUUAUGUUUGCGUAAAUAUUUAUUUAAUUUGCUCAUUUAAAAGCAUGUGAUAAAAAAGAUCUGACACUCGUCAUAUCAUACUGUAUUUUAUUAAACUUGUCCAGGAAAUUCGUUAGUAAGCUUGCCAAAGGCUCGCUUACUAACAAAAUUCCUGAACUAGUUUAAUAAAAUAUGGUAUGAUAUGACAACUCGUGCAGCUGCUAGAUCCUAAAUGUAUAUGAAAGAAAUUAACAAAAUGAAACGAUUUUGCAUGCAAAACGAGUUGCACUUUAUUUCAUUCUUUAAAUGUUUUAAAUUUCAUCUGUCGGUGAUAUUUUUUCUGUUAGUGAACACAUUCCUUUAUCAAUUACACUGUAUUUGUCAGUUUACAUGAUGAACAUGAUUGAAACAUUUUUUUUUAAAGAAAUUAUAUUUGUAUUGUAUUCAUCUGGGAUAAAUUUUAUUUCAUGAGUCAGUUUACAAAAUUAAUGGUUCAAAUAACUAUAUUUUAUAUUGCUUCUUAUUUCGUGCUGUUAAUGAACUUUAGUGCUUAAGUUUUCAACUGUGAUAUUCAUGAUCAACACAUCAGAUUUAAUAUAUAUAGAAUUGUUGAAUAAAUAACUUCUGUAGAUA
Molecule: messenger RNA, 6578 nt
Organism: Dreissena polymorpha
Lineage: Eukaryota; Metazoa; Mollusca; Bivalvia; Myida; Dreissenidae
Product: DNA excision repair protein ERCC-5-like
Exons: 15
Coding region: 180-5114 (1644 amino acids)
Biological process (GO): nucleotide-excision repair
Cellular component (GO): nucleus
Molecular function (GO): single-stranded DNA binding; DNA endonuclease activity
Source: RefSeq, a predicted model, not a curated record